AUGAAUGAUUUACUCAUUUAAAAUUGUACUUUCUCAUAAAACGUAUUAGCUGGUAUUCCAAAUUCAAUAGCUCUUUCAAGUUCAGGCUUAAGUAUUGUGAAUAUUGUAGGAAAUGUUUUGAUCAAUUAGAGUUCAUUUUUAUAUUUAGGCUCCAACUCUGACAUUAAUGGUUUAUCUAUUUUGUCAGAAAAUCUAUCAAUAAGCCGUUCAACAUUUGAUACUUCUUUAAGUUUGUCUAGCUUAAUUUAGACUAAAAAUAGCUUUAACUAAAAUAUUAAUAUCAAAGGAGGUUUUAUGAGAGUCAAGGCUUCUAAUUUAUAAAUUACAUAAUCGAACUUUCAAACAUCGGAAUCUCAAAUAGGAGGAUUUAUAUAUGCCAUAUCAUAUUCUAAAAUAUUUGUAAUUAACAUUACUGAAAGUAAUUUCUCUGAUAGCUUAAUUUAACUAAGCGGAGGUAUUAUAUUCGUGGACACUUUAGGUUCUAUAUUGGAGUUUUCAAUAUCAAAUUCUCUUUUUAAAAAUAUAUUCUAAGUGGCUCCAGAAUCAUCUCUCAUUUAGUUAAGCUAAGAUUCUUUUGGGAAAAAUGCUCAAAUAAAUAAUUUUUUAAGAUUAAAUAAUGUUAACUUUACUAAUAUAUAUGGAGAAGACAUAUCUUCUAUUUUUUCACUAGCUUUUUGUUAACUAAAUAUAUCUUAAUCAGUUUAUAGUUUUGAUUAAAGUAUUAACCGUCAAUAAAUAAUAUCUCUAUAACUAAAUUCUAUACUGUAUCCUUCGACUUACAUAACGUCAACCAAAAGCUAAGUUUAUUUAGAAGGUGUUAGUAUUUAGGAAGUUUAAAGCUUGUACUAAAAAUCUAAUAAUCAUUAAGUAUUUUUUAGUUCUCAAAACUCUAACUUUGAAUUAAAAGACUGCACUGUGAAGAAUAUAGUAAUGAGUAUAGGUGGGAUAAGUUAUUUUGAAUAAGGUUCCAUAGACAUUUCAAAUCUAUAAGUCAACAAUAUUUAAUUUUAACCAAAUAUGAAAAGUUUAAGAUUUAUACAAAAUAAUAGCAUUAUUUAAAACUUUGUCACUGUUUUUUACUUUACCAGCUCUAUUAUAAAUAUGAGUAAAUCUAAUGCCACAAACAUUUUCUGCCAGAAUAUAUGUGAGGGAGGAUUAGGCUUGAUAGAAAAAUCCGAAUUAACUAUUUAAAAUUCUAACUUUUCAGCUAUAAAUUCAAAUAAUGGAGGAGUUUUUUCAAUAAUUAAUCCUUAAAUAAAAACGACGUUAAAUUAAAAUAUAUUUUAAAAUAAUACUUGCAAUUAAAAUGGAGGAGCAUUAUAAAUAACUUCUAAUUACUAGUUGGCUUUUAACAUUUAGAUAUUAGGAAAUAUCUUUUUGAAUAACACAGCAUAGUAAGGAGAAGGAGGAUCAAUUUAUUUUUAUUCAUAAAAUUCAUCUGCAGACGAUUCACUAAUUAUCUAAAAUAGUGUAAUUUAAAAAAAUAAAGCUUACAUAGGAGGAGGAUUAAAGUAUGAAGGAAUAAUCCCAACUUUAAUUAAUAAUUAAAUAUCUGAUAAUACUGCAAUUUUCUAUGGUUAGAAUAUUUUUUCUUAUCCUAGUAAGCUGUUUCUUGAGAAUAGAUAAGAAAUAACAAGCAAUUACUAAGGCAUUUAAGUGUAAGAUAAUAAAAUAAUUAUAUCACAAUAAAGAACAGGAGGUUCUAUUCCUAAUAUGAAUUUUACCUUAAGAAACGAUUAUGGAGAUAUAAUGUAAUUUGGAAAUAAAGAAAUGUAACAAGUAUUUCUAACUAUACAAAUCGAUCCACAAACACCAUUUUUUUCUGAGUAUUAUUUAAGAGGAGAGUCAAAAGCAAUCUACAAUUUUGAAGGGAAUUGCUUUCAAUUUAAAAAUAUAGAUUUAAUAGGUAAGCCAUAGACUACUGUGAAGCUAAUUAUCAAAAGCGAUUUAAUUAGAGACUCAAAUUCAUAACAAUUGACUAACAAUUAUUAUUUUGAAAUUUAAGCUUAUAUUUAAGAUUGUUAAAUUGGAUAAAUUCCAUAUAAAUAUAAUGGAUUCUAAGAAUGUGUUAUUUGUGAAAAGGGUACAUAUUCAUUUGAUUAGACAUAAUGCUAUAAAUGUCCCUCUGGAGCAGAAUGUUAAGGAGGAAGCCAGAUUACAGUUGAUUAAGGUUUUUGGAGAAAAGAGUAAUAUGAUAGCAACAUAAUAUAAUGUGAGCAUUAGUAAUCGAAUUGUGUAGGAGGUUCGUAUGGAGAUUAAAUUUGUUAUAAAGGACACAUUGGGGCUCUAUGUGAAGAAUGCGAUAUAUUUGGUGAAGUUUGGGGAGAGAGUUAUGCAAAAUCCAGUAAAUAUUCAUGCACUUUAUGUAGCAAAAUAGUAGGUAACUUGUAUAUAAUUGCUACGGUUACAAUUUGGACUCUUGUUUCUAUGAUAAUUUCUAUCAAGGGUUAUGAAAAUUAUUAAUAUAAGUAAUAUUAAUCACAGUUCUUAUAAAAAAUUGUCAGAAAGAAAACAUACUUAAGAGGAAAUAAAAAAAGUAAUUUAACUGCAAAAGAAGAUUAAACAAGUGUUUAUAUAAAGAUAUUUACAAAUUACUUUUAAAUUAUUUCUUCAGUAGCUACAUUCAAUUUAUAAGUGCCUUCUGGUAUAAUAGAGUUUCCUACAUCUCUUGGUUAGCCCAUCUCUUAAACUAUCAAUUCUUUAGACUGUGCUCUCAAAAAAUUUAACUCUAGCAUGCCUAUUAUUUACUUUAGACUUAUUUUCUCAAUCUUAUUACCUGUUGCUUAUUUGGUUAUCUUUGUAGUUUUUCUAGCGAUUUACUAAAAGAUUAUAAAAAAAGAAAAGGAUUUCCCUUACUAUUUAAUAUAUACAGCUUAUAUUUUUUUACUUAUUUAUACUUAACCUGAUUUGGUAGCUUAGAUGAUAGCUUCACUUUCAUGCAGAUAAAUAGGAAAUGUAAAGUAUAUUCUUUCAAAUGUAUCGAUGGAAUGCUACACAUAAGAUUUUUAUAAAUGGGGAUUUGGAUUUAUUUUGCCUUUUUUAUUUAUCUUUUUAUUUUUAUUGCCUUACAUCCUAAUAGUUUAGCUAAAGAAAGCAAAAAAUAACUUAUAAUUGCUGGAAAUAAAAAGAAAAUAUGGCUUCUUGUACAAAGAAUACACUUAGAAGUGUUAUUACUGGGAAUUUGUAAAAAUGGCAUAAAAAUUAGCCAUAAUAUUAUAACUAAAUUUUUACUCAUAAGAUAUCAAAACAAAGGGUAUACUAGUUUUUAUUACUGUGACUUUCUAUUCUAUUUCUCUAAUGAUAUAUAAGCCUUACAAAAGCAAUCAGAUAAACUAACUAGAUCAUUACUCAACUAAUGUUUGUGCAAUCUCUGUCUUGUUAGGAUUAUUUAUUUACAGCAACGAUUACAAUUACUUUGUUAUAAUGUCUUUAAUUUUGAUUAUACUGAUUAAUUUUUUAUUUAUAUUAAUGAUGGUUAGAAACAUAAUUCUAGAUUUGAGUUAUGAGUAAAGAAAAAAUCUUGCUCUAUAGACUCUUGGUGCUUUAAUAGAUAAAAGGUAUUCUAAAAACUAUGAUAAUGAAAAGCAAAAGACACUUAAAUCAGAAUAAACUCUUACAAAUAAAAUUACUAAUUUAAAUCUUAAUUUCAAUAUAGAUAUCAAUAUAGAAGAACAUGAAAAAAAAUAGAAUGAAAUUGAAAUCAAAAGCUCUUAGCUUCAAAUUUUUGAAUAAUUUUUAGGUAAAAAAGUAUAACAAAGUUAAAGAAGUUUAAUUCAAAAUGAGAUAUAAAGUUAAAAUGAGGAAGAUUAUCAUAUUGAAAUUGAUGAAAAAAAAAGCAUAGAAAAAGAAUUAGAAUAAUAUAAGACAAUGUAAAUAAUCAAUUGA
Molecule: messenger RNA, 3885 nt
Organism: Tetrahymena thermophila SB210
Lineage: Eukaryota; Ciliophora; Oligohymenophorea; Hymenostomatida; Tetrahymenidae
Product: transmembrane protein, putative
Exons: 9
Source: RefSeq, a predicted model, not a curated record